Babjeviella inositovora NRRL Y-12698 is the source of this 918-nucleotide messenger RNA. RefSeq names its product peroxiredoxin. The record is from RefSeq and is a predicted model, not a curated record. Bases 273 to 860 code for a protein of 195 amino acids. The transcript has a single exon. Lineage: Eukaryota; Fungi; Ascomycota; Pichiomycetes; Serinales. Gene Ontology annotation, cellular component: cytosol. Gene Ontology annotation, biological process: hydrogen peroxide catabolic process; cell redox homeostasis; cellular response to stress. Gene Ontology annotation, molecular function: thioredoxin peroxidase activity.
GAUCAAGAAAGUUACCCGGCUGCCUCCAGCCUUGCAUGCACUGUGCCACUCAUUCUGCAUCUUACUAAUGUGUACCGCGCCUGGAACCUUGCCUGUGGAUGGUAACCCCGAUAAAUUUCCUCAGAUGGCAGAGCCAUGCAUGUGCGGGUUGCCUCUACUUUGGUCCUAUUUUGCUGGGCGGCAGUAUAAAAGGAGAUGAAAUUCCCCCUGAGCCACAUUUGUCACAUCUUCUCUCCAUCAAUUUACUAGUAAAUUUUACAUACACAAACACAAUGGCCGUUCAAGUUCAAAGACCAGCUCCAUCCUUCAAGAAGACCGCCGUCAUCGAUGGUGUCUUCGAGGAAGUCUCUUUGGAGCAAUACAGAGGCAAGUGGGUCUUGUUGGCCUUCAUUCCAUUGGCCUUCACCUUUGUCUGCCCAACCGAAAUCAUUGCUUACUCUGAAGCCGCCAAGAAGUUCGCCGACAAGGACGCCCAGAUCUUGUUCGCCUCCACCGACUCCGAGUACUCCUUGUUGGCCUGGACCAACGUGGCCAGAAAGGACGGUGGCUUGGGUCCAAUCGAUAUCCCAUUGUUGGCCGAUACCAACCACUCCUUGUCUAAGGACUACGGCGUCUUGAUCGAGGAAGAAGGUGUUGCCUUGAGAGGUAUCUUCUUGAUCGAUCCAAAGGGUAACUUGAGACAGAUCACCAUCAACGAUUUGCCAGUUGGCAGAAACGUUGAAGAAUCCUACAGAUUGUUGGAAGCCUUCCAGUUCGUCGAAGAGCACGGCGAAGUUUGCCCUGCCAACUGGCAGCCAGGUUCCGAGACUAUCAACCCAGACGUUGAAAAGUCUAAGGACUACUUUUCCAAGGUCAACUAAGCGCCUCACUGUAUGAUACGCUCCAUAGCGAAAACAAGUAUAUAAUUUUAAUAGACAC